UAUUUGGGGGAUAGAUUUAUAAAAAGGGUUUACCACAGCAUAGUGUCCUGAUAAAGUGCUAACCGACGUGUUGACUGGUUAGUUAAAAUGGAUAAUGACAGGCAUCGGCGCGCGCGGCCCACAUUGCUGCUUAGGUGAAUCACCCCCGCAGAGUGUGACAGUGCGGUGCGGGCUAUUGAUCUGCAUGGCCACUCUAUGUGAGCAGAGUCCAUCGUAGGCGGGAGCAGCAGCGGUCAAGUCUGCUCGGUUUAGGAGGGGCCCCAGCGUAGAGGCAGCACUGUGCCUGUGGUGCAUACCAAAGCCCAAAUACAUGCCUGCAUUUCAAUUGUGUGUAGCCGCUAGUCGCAUACGGGGUCGCAUCAGGGGGGAUAUCGGACUGCUUGGUGAACAGGAUCUGACUGCUGCUUCGCUGACUACACCAGGUGGCCACGUUUCUCUGGUAAACCCCAGGUAAGAUGUCUCAUCGGAGUGGGCAAGAGGACCCGGAGCGGUACCUGUUUGUGGACCGGGCUGUGGUUUACAACCCAGCCACACAGGCUGACUGGACGGCCAAGAAGCUGGUGUGGGUCCCCUCAGAGCGCCAUGGCUUUGAGGCGGCCAGCAUCCGGGAGGAGCGUGGCGAGGAGGUGCUGGUGGAGCUGGCCGAGAACGGUAAGAAGGUGGUGAUCAACAAGGAUGACAUCCAGAAGAUGAACCCGCCAAAGUUUAGCAAGGUGGAAGACAUGGCCGAGCUCACCUGCCUGAAUGAGGCAUCUGUGCUGCAUAACCUGAAGGACCGCUACUACUCUGGACUCAUAUACACAUAUUCUGGCCUGUUCUGCGUGGUUAUCAACCCCUACAAGAACCUGCCCAUCUAUUCAGAGAACAUCAUUGAGAUGUACAGAGGGAAGAAGAGGCACGAGAUGCCUCCACACAUCUAUGCCAUCUCUGAGUCAGCAUACCGCUGCAUGCUUCAAGAUCGUGAGGACCAAUCAAUCCUUUGCACAGGUGAAUCAGGCGCUGGCAAGACCGAGAACACGAAGAAAGUCAUCCAGUACCUGGCCCACGUUGCCUCCUCACACAAAGGACGCAAAGACCACAUUCCUCCCGAAUCUCCCAAAGCAUUCAAGCUACAGGGUGAGUUGGAACGCCAGCUCCUGCAAGCCAACCCUAUCCUUGAAUCUUUUGGCAAUGCCAAGACAGUGAAAAAUGACAACUCAUCUCGCUUUGGGAAGUUCAUCAGAAUCAACUUUGACGUCACAGGCUACAUUGUUGGGGCCAAUAUUGAAACUUACCUUCUGGAGAAGUCGAGGGCCAUUAGACAGGCCAAAGAUGAGAGGACCUUCCACAUUUUCUACCGCCUGCUGGCAGGAGCUGGAGAGCAUCUCCGAACUGACCUGCUCCUCGAAGGCUUUAACAACUACCGUUUCCUGUCAAAUGGUAACAUUCCCAUCCCUGGCCAGCAGGACAAGGAUAACUUCCAAGAGACAUUGGAUGCCAUGCACAUCAUGAGCUUCUCCCACGAUGAGAUUGUCUGCAUGUUGAAGGUGGUCUCUGCAGUGCUGCAGUUUGGCAACAUUGUCUUUAAGAAAGAGAGAAACACUGAUCAGGCUUCCAUGCCUGAGAACACAGUGGCGCAGAAGCUCUGCCACCUGCUUGGAAUGAAUGUCAUGGAGUUCACCAGAGCUAUCCUCACACCAAGGAUCAAAGUGGGACGAGACUAUGUACAGAAGGCACAGACCAAAGAACAGGCUGACUUUGCUGUUGAAGCCCUGGCCAAGGCAACAUAUGAGCGGCUGUUCCGCUGGCUGGUUCACCGCAUCAACAAGGCCCUGGACAGGACCAAACGCCAGGGGGCGUCAUUCAUCGGCAUCCUGGAUAUCGCUGGCUUUGAGAUCUUUGAGCUGAACUCAUUUGAGCAGCUCUGUAUCAACUACACCAAUGAGAAGCUGCAGCAGCUUUUCAACCACACCAUGUUCAUCCUGGAGCAGGAGGAGUACCAGAGGGAGGGCAUCGAGUGGAGCUUCAUCGACUUCGGCCUGGACCUGCAGCCCUGCAUCGACCUCAUUGAGAGGCCGACUAACCCCCCUGGUAUCCUCGCUCUGCUGGAUGAGGAGUGCUGGUUCCCCAAGGCCACCGACAAGACCUUUAUAGACAAGGUGCUCCAGGAGCAGGGCACACACACCAAGUUUCAGAAGCCGCGUCAGCUCAAGGACAAAGCUGACUUCUGCAUCAUUCACUACGCAGGGAAGGUGGACUAUAAAGCUGAUGAAUGGCUUAUGAAAAACAUGGAUCCCCUGAAUGACAAUGUGGCAACGCUGCUGCACCAGUCAACUGACAAGUUUGUGGCUGAGCUCUGGAAAGACGAAAUUCAGACGUUUCAGAGAGCCUCUUUCUAUGACAAUGUGUCUGGGCUCCAUGAAGCUCCAGUCGACAGAAUCGUGGGUCUGGACCAGGUUGCAGGCAUGAAUGAGACAGCAUUUGGUGCAGCCUACAAGACCAAGAAGGGCAUGUUCCGCACCGUGGGACAGCUGUACAAGGAGCAGUUAUCUAAGCUGAUGGCCACACUUAGGAACACCAAUCCCAACUUUGUCCGCUGUAUCAUCCCGAACCACGAGAAAAGGGCUGGUAAACUGGACCCCCACCUGGUUCUGGACCAGCUGAGGUGUAAUGGUGUGCUGGAGGGGAUUCGUAUCUGCAGACAGGGCUUCCCCAACCGCAUCGUUUUCCAGGAGUUCAGACAGAGGUAUGAGAUCCUCACUCCUAACGCCAUUCCCAAGGGCUUCAUGGAUGGCAAGCAGGCCUGUGAGAGAAUGAUUCAAGCCCUGGAGCUGGACAGCAACCUGUUCCGUAUCGGCCAGAGUAAGAUUUUCUUCAGGGCCGGAGUCCUGGCCCACUUGGAGGAAGAGAGGGACCUAAAGAUCACUGACAUCAUCAUUUACUUCCAGGCUGUCUGCCGGGGAUAUCUGGCACGCAAGGCCUUUGCUAAGAAGCAGCAGCAGCUCAGUGCUCUGAAGGUUCUCCAGAGAAACUGCGCUGCCUACUUGAAGCUGCGUCACUGGCAGUGGUGGAGACUCUUCACCAAGGUGAAGCCUCUGCUGCAGGUGACCAGGCAGGAGGAGGAGAUGCAGGCUAAAGAUGAAGAGCUUGUCAAGGUGAAGGAGAAGCAGACCAAGGUGGAGGGAGAGCUGGUGGAGAUGGAGAGGAAACACCAGCAGUUAAUGGAGGAGAAGAACAUCCUAGCUGAGCAGCUGCAGGCAGAGACAGAGCUGUUCGCAGAGGCUGAGGAGAUGAGAGCUCGUCUGGCGUCCAAAAAGCAAGAGCUGGAGGAGAUCCUUCAUGAUCUGGAGUCCAGGCUGGAGGAAGAAGAAGAGAGGACACAGGGCCUGCAGAACGAGAAGAAGAAGAUGCAGACCCAUAUCCAGGACCUAGAAGAACAGUUGGAUGAGGAGGAAGCUGGCAGGCAGAAGCUGCAGCUAGAGAAAGUGACAGCUGAGGCCAAAUUGAAGAAAUAUGAAGAGGACAUUUUGCUACUAGAAGACCAGAACUCCAAGUUCCUCAAGGAAAAGAAGCUGUUGGAGGACCGAAUCAAUGAGAUGACCUCGAUGCUAGCUGAAGAGGAAGAAAAGGCAAAGAACCUAGGCAAAGUCAAGAACAAGCAGGAGAUGAUGAUGGUCGACCUGGAGGAGAGACUGAAGAAGGAGGAGAAGACCCGUCAGGAGCUAGAGAAGGCUAAGAGGAAGCUGGAUGGGGAGACAUCCGACUUCCAGGACCAGAUAUCCGAGCUACAGGCCCAGAUCGAGGAGCUGAAGGUUCAGCUCGGCAAGAAGGAAGACGAGCAGCAGAUGAUGCAGGCUAGGGGUGAAGACGAGGUUAGCCAGAAGAACAAUGCUCUGAAACAGGUGAGGGAGCUGCAGGCCCAGCUGUCUGAGCUGCAGGAGGACCUUGAUUCAGAGAAACAGGCAAGGAACAAGGCUGAAAAACUCAAGAGGGAUUUGAGUGAAGAGCUUGAGGCCCUUAAGACUGAACUGGAGGACACCCUUGAUACAACCGCUGCCCAGCAGGAACUUAGGACCAAGCGUGAACAGGAGGUUGCGGAGCUGAAGAAGACCAUUGAGGAGGAGACUAAAAACCACGAAUCUCAGAUCCAGGAGAUGAGACAGAGGCAUGGCGCUGUCUUGGAAGAGCUGUCUGAACAGCUGGAACAGGCCAAGAGGUUCAAGGCCAACCUGGAGAAGACCAAGCAGAGCCAGGAGAUUGCCAACAAGGAGCUGGCCAGCGAGGUCAAGAGCCUGCAGCAGGCAAAGACGGAGUCUGAACACAAGAGGAAGAAACUGGAGGCUCAGCUGCAGGAGUUCAUGGCCAAGGUCACUGAGGGAGAGCGAGCCAAGGGAGAACUGUCUGAACGCACACACAAACUGCAGACUGAGUUGGAAAAUGUGUCUUCCCUGCUGGAAGAUGCAGAGAGGAAGGGUAUCAAGAUGGCCAAAGAUGUCGCUGGACUAGACAGUCAGCUGCAAGACACACAGGAGCUGCUCCAGGAGGAGACACGUCAGAAACUAAACCUCAGCAGUCGUAUACGCCAGCUGGAAGAGGAGAAGAACACUCUGCAGGAGCAGCAGGAGGAGGAUGAGGAGGCGCGCAAGAAUCUGGAGAAAAUGAUGUUGACCCUACAGGCUCAGCUGUCAGAGAGCAAGAAGAAGCUAGAGGAUGAUGUUGGAACAAUAGACGGCCUGGAGGAGAUGAAGAAGAAGCUGCAGAAGGACCUGGAGUUGGCAAGCCAGCGUCUGGAGGAGAAGACCAUCGGCUUUGAAAAGAUGGAGAAGACAAAGACCCGUCUGCAGCAGGAGCUGGAUGAUCUAACAGUUGACUUGGAUCACCAGAGACAGAUCGUCUCCAACCUGGAGAAGAAACAGAAGAAGUUUGACCAGAUGCUGGCUGAGGAGAAGAGCAUCUCGGCUCGUUACGCUGAAGAGCGUGAUCGUGCCGAAGCUGAGGCCAGGGAGAAGGAGACCAAGGCUCUGUCCAUGACCAGAGCUCUGGACGAGGCGUUGGAGGCCAAAGAGGAGCUGGAGAGGAUUAACAAGCAGCUUCGUGCUGAAAUGGAAGAUCUGAUGAGCUCCAAGGAUGACGUGGGCAAGAAUGUCCACGAGCUGGAAAAGUCCAAGCGCACUCUGGAGCAGCAGCUGGAGGAGAUGAAGACUCAGCUGGAGGAGCUGGAGGACGAGCUGCAGGCCACAGAGGAUGCCAAGCUGCGUCUGGAGGUCAACAUGCAGGCCAUGAAGGCCCAGUAUGAGAGAGACCUUCAGGGCCGGGACGACCAGAACGAUGAGAAGAAGAGAGCACUGGUCAAGCAGGUGCGAGAGAUGGAGGCAGAGUUGGAGGACGAGAGGAAGCAGAGAGGUUUGGCUGUAGCAGCUAAAAAGAAGCUGGAGAUGGAUUUGAAGGAUAUAGAGGGUCACAUAGAAGGAGCCAACAAGGCUCGAGAUGAAGCCAUCAAACAGCUGCGCAAGUUACAAGCCCAAAUGAAGGACUACCAGCGGGAGUUGGAAGACGCCCGAGCUUCUCGAGAUGAUAUUUUUGCCAUAUCCAAGGAAAAUGAGAAGAAACUCAAGAGUCUGGAAGCUGAGAUUGUCCAGCUACAUGAGGACCUGGCAGCGUCUGAGAGGGGCCGGCGCCACGCAGAGCAGGAACGGGAUGAGCUGCAAGAUGAAAUCUCAAACAGCACCUCUGGAAAGUCUGCUCUGAUGGAUGAGAAGAGGAGGCUGGAGGCUCGCAUUGCUCAACUGGAGGAGGAGCUGGAAGAAGAGCAGGGUAACAUGGAGCUACUCAAUGACCGCUUCAGAAAGACAAAUAUGCAGGUGGACACCCUGACUACAGAGUUGAGUGCGGAGCGCAGCACAGCCCAGAAGAGUGAAAACGCUCGCCAGCAAUUGGAGCGUCAAAACAAGGAGCUGCGGGCCAAGCUUGGCGAGCUGGAGGGUUCUGUGAAGAGCAGGUUCAAGGCCUCCAUCACUGCCCUGGAGGCCAAGAUAGCACAGCUGGAGGAACAGCUGGAGCAGGAGGCCAAGGAACGAGCAGCAGCCAACAAGAUUGUUAGAAGGACCGAGAAGAAGCUGAAAGAAAUCUGCAUGCAAGUGGAGGAUGAGCGUCGCCACGCCGACCAGUUUAAAGAACAAGUGGAAAAGGGUAACUCUCGUAUGAAGCAGCUGAAGCGUCAGCUGGAGGAGGCUGAGGAGGAGGCCACGAGGGCCAACGCUUCGCGCAGGAAACUGCAGAGAGAGCUGGAUGACGCCACCGAGGCCAGCGAGGGUCUGAGCCGCGAGGUUCACACGCUCAAGAACCGCCUCAGGCGUGGCGGCCCCAUCAGCUUCUCUUCCAGUCGCUCAAGCAGACGUCAGCUUCAGGUGGAGGGGACUUCCUUGGACCUCCUGUCUGAUGAUGAGCUGGAAAACAAGAUUACCGACAACAAUGCCAAUGAGACACCGACGCCCCAGCCGGAGUAGAAGAGAAAAAACCUCAACUAUUGCUCUCCCAUCACCUCUCAGCCCCAACAGAGACCCUCCCAGCUUGAAUAGGGACCCUCUUCUUGCCCCCUCUAGCCCAUGUCUGGACAGAUCUGUUCUCUCCAAACACCAAAACCAUGAUCUAAGCAAGAAACCCCCGUAUUCCUGACCUUACUUCUCAACCCUAAACUUUGGCAGACACCAGCAGUUGGAUCCUCAAUGCUCUCUUUACCACCCCCACUUCAGGUUGUAAGAAGCACUACUCUGCCUCACCGCUCCUUUUCAAGCUGCAGGGCUGUAUAAUAGCAACUUCCAUCAUGCGUUGACUACUUCGGUAACCUGAAUGGGAGAUAAGCUGUAUCACAGAUAGAAGUGCUUUUCUUAAACUGCAUAUGUGCAUAUUUUGUGAACUAAAAAGCUCCCUGAUCCGUUUCCCGCACACAUUAGAAAUACAUAAACCUUCUGACAGAGUUCUGCUCAUAAUUCAGUGAGUGCACAUGUGUCUGGAUGAUAAUUAUCCUCCGCUGGACCAGUAUUUAGCAGUUUCAUAUGCUUCCAAAUGCUAAAAUAAUGGCAUUGCAAUAUUUGAAAGGAACACAUCAUGAUGAAGGCAAACAACCUUCCAACUUUAUUUUUUCAUCAAUCUACAAUAUACAGUAUGCCCAUCAUAUGAAUCAGUUUAGUUAUAUUAGUUGAAUUGUAACUUUUCCAGUAUUUUUCCAGUCCUAUGCUUGGAUUGUUUGCUUGCAUAUAAAUAUAGAAAUGUGGCUGUAAGCUGCCUUGUUGCCUCAGUGCUACAAAACGUUGCUCUUUAGACAGUAUUGGUUUCUCAGAUGUUUGACAGUAGGUCAGUGUUGACUUGUAAUUAUUUGGUGUGAGUGCAAAAGCAGCAAUCACACGCAUGUGCUUCUGCUUACUUCUUCUUCUUCUGUGCCUUUUUUCACCCACUCAAAAAUUAAAAAAAAACCCAUUUAUGCCGCAUAUACUGUUCAUAUAUUGAACCAUGCCUAAUUUCAUGAAGGUAUUUUCAUAUAAUAUUCAUAAAUCUGCAUAUGUAAUUGAGAUAUUAGUGGGAAACUGAUUUUCUUUGAUUUGUAUGUCCUCUUACCGCUUUUAUGUUACCACAAUGAUUGAUAUGUCAAACAGUGCGGGAUUCUUUCUAGAUGGGUGCUAUGACUUUUCUUAUUGAUAACUUUUAUACUUUUUGAGUUAUUACGAUUUAAAAACAAUCCAAUAGACAUCAACUGUAUUUAUAUCUCUGCUAUUGUAAACAGUACAAACUCCAUUCAUAUGUCAAAAUGCUCAGUAUUGCACAUUAAUCAACUGUACCUAUGCUCAUUACCAUGACAUGUACAGUUUAUGAGUUAUUAGGAGCUAUAUAAUACAUUAAAGUCUAUGGAGCCCAAUUCA
Molecule: messenger RNA, 7895 nt
Organism: Siniperca chuatsi (mandarin fish)
Lineage: Eukaryota; Metazoa; Chordata; Actinopteri; Centrarchiformes; Sinipercidae
Product: myosin-10-like
Exons: 43
Coding region: 456-6485 (2009 amino acids)
Cellular component (GO): myosin complex
Molecular function (GO): cytoskeletal motor activity; actin filament binding; ATP binding
Source: RefSeq, a predicted model, not a curated record